AUGGUUUGUGAUCCUAUCUUUAAGCUUUUAAGAAAACAUCAGCAUGUUGUGUGGGAUGAAUAUUGUCAAAAGGCCUUCGACAUAAUUAAGGAGUAUCUUAUGAAGCCAUUGAUACUCAAGCCACCAAAUGAUGGCAAGCUAUUGAUCUUAUACUCAGCCUUGGAGGAGGAAGCUAUAGGGACAAUGGUAGCACAGUGUGGACCUAAUGAUGUUGAGCAUACGGUCCAUUAUCUCAGUAAGAAGUUAUUAUCUUACAAGUCGAAGUAUAACCUCGCAGAAAAGACAUACCUAGCCUUGAUAUGGGCUAUAAAGAAGUUGAGGCACUACUUUCAGUCUUACAAGGUGCAAGCAAUUCUAAAAAUAGACCCUCUGAAGUACUUAGUUGAAGCUCCAUCUCUUACAGGAAAGCUAGCUAGAUGGUUAGUACUCCUAACAAAAUUUGACAUUGAGUACAUCACUAUGAAGGUAGUCAAGGGUAAGACUACAGCUGAGUUUUUAGCCCGAAAUGAAAUCGAAGGAGACAACCUUUGGGAUCUAGAAUUUCCUGAUGAGAAUCUAAGGGCAAUCAAGAUUCAGGAGUGGAAUAUGUACUUUAAUGGAGCCGUGAAUGCAAGAGGGGCAGGGUUAGGAGUAGUUCUGAUCAUUCCAAAAGGGGAGAUGCUGCUAAUUGCAAAGAGAUUAGACUUUAAAGUAACCAAUAACAUGACGAAGUAUGAAGUAUAUUUAUUUGGAUUAGAAGCAACUAUGGUAGCAAGAGCUAAGAAUUUGAUGGUCCGCAAGGGCUCCAUGAUGGUAAUCCAACAAGCCCUCAAGAAAUGGAAAGUAAAAGAAGGGAGGUUGAAGCCAUAUGUUAAUUAUCUUAGAACUUCAGUAUGCAACUUCUCCAAGCUUUCCUUUAUACACUUGCCUCGAGAUGAGAAUCAGAUGGCGACUGCGUUAGCUACUCUAUCGUCAAUGUGGGUCAACCCCUCAUGGCUAUCAAUGAUGCCUUUGGUGAUCGUGAAAUCAGGCACGACUUGUUAUCAAGGGGGUCAGAGAAUGCAAAUUCAUAUAAGAUCAUAA
Molecule: messenger RNA, 1062 nt
Organism: Ricinus communis (castor bean)
Lineage: Eukaryota; Viridiplantae; Streptophyta; Magnoliopsida; Malpighiales; Euphorbiaceae
Exons: 1
Coding region: 1-1062 (353 amino acids)
Molecular function (GO): nucleic acid binding; RNA-DNA hybrid ribonuclease activity
Source: RefSeq, a predicted model, not a curated record